Molecule: messenger RNA, 3384 nt
Organism: Cynocephalus volans (Philippine flying lemur)
Lineage: Eukaryota; Metazoa; Chordata; Mammalia; Dermoptera; Cynocephalidae
Exons: 17
Coding region: 55-3384 (1109 amino acids)
Biological process (GO): T cell mediated immunity; negative regulation of complement activation, classical pathway
Cellular component (GO): plasma membrane
Source: RefSeq, a predicted model, not a curated record
CCCAGAGCUCCAUGUGCACACUCUGAGAGCUCCAGCCUCAAUAGAAAAGGGAAAAUGGAAGCCUGGUCCUUCUCUACGCUGUGGAAAGCCUCUGAUCCGACUCUGUUCCAAAUGACCUUGGUCACUGUUUUGUUCACUACUGUUGUAGGUGAUUGUGGUCCUCCUCCCAGUUUAUCGUUUGCUUCGCCAAUAACCGUGUUGUAUGAUACGGCUUUCAAAACUGGAACUGUCCUGAAAUAUACCUGCCGCCCUGGCUACCGUAGAGUCAGUUCAAGUCAGGUUGCUUGUAAUGUUGACGGCUCAUGGAAAUAUAGUAUCUUUUGUGCCAGGAAGCAAUGUAGUAACCCAGGAGACUUAACCAAUGGGAAAGUGGAAAUUAAAUCAGGUCUUCUCCUUGGUUCAACCAUAGAAUUCAGCUGCUCAGAGGGAUUUAUCUUAGUUGGGUCAGCCACUAGCCAGUGUGAGAUCCGAGGUAAAGAAGUUGACUGGAGUGAACCUUUCCCACUAUGCGUAAUUGUCAAGUGCGAGUCCCCUCCACACAUCAGCAAUGGGAAGCACAAUGGUGGAGGUGAAGAGAUCUACACAUAUGGGUCUUCAGUCACCUACACCUGUGACCCCAACUUCUCACUCUUAGGCGAAGCCUCCAUUUCCUGCACAGUGGAGAAUAAAACAAUAGGUGUCUGGAGCCCAAGCCCUCCUACUUGUGAAAAAAUUAUCUGUCACCAGCCACACAUUCCAAAGGGAUUUUUUAUCUCUGGAUUCAGGUCCUUCUAUACAUACAAAAACUCUGUUGUGAUUAACUGCAAGAAAGGUUAUACCCUCAUAGGCAGCAGUGUAAUCCACUGUGAGGCUGAUGACAAGUGGUAUCCUUUUAUUCCCUCUUGGGAACCCAAUGGUUGUACUGACAUUCCAGACAUUCCCUUUGCUUACUGGGACAGAACUGACUACCACCUAAGGGACCAAAAAAUAUAUAAAAUUGGUACUGAAUUGAAAUUUCAGUGUAAGCCUGGCUAUAGCCCUGUUCUAAAUGAGCCUCUAACAGCGACUUGUCAGGAAAAUUUGACAUGGACGCCUUCCAAUGAGUGUGAGAGGGUUUGCUGCUCAAUACCGGAUCUGGAGAAUAUCACAAUCAUACACGAAACAAAAGAUUUCUCUGGUAAAUGUGUCUAUGCCAACGGAAACUAUAUUUCAUACAUAUGCGAUGAAGGUUAUUACCCUGUUUCUACGGGUGGAAAAAGUUCAUGCCAUGCAGACGGCGCGUGGAAGCCUAAAAUGCCAGCGUGUGAGCCAGCCCUGUGUCUGCAACCAGAGAUUGAAAAUGGAAUGCCGUCUGUGGCUAAGAAUCACUAUGUUGAACCUGAAAAUGUCACCAUCCAAUGCAGAUCUGGUUAUGAUGUGGUUGGUCCCCAAAGUAUCACUUGCUCAGAGAACAGAACCUGGUACCCAAAGCUGCCCACGUGUGAGAGGGAGGUUUCUAAAGACUGUGACCAAGUGCUUGAAGGCAAACACCUCAUGCAGUGUCUCCCAAACCCGCAGGACGUGAAAAUGGCCCUGGAGGUGUAUAAACUGUAUCUGGAGAUUGAGCAGCUGGAACAAGAGGGAAACAUGCUGAUGAACAACUAUCGGAAGUUUUCUAAAAAGAAAAAAAGCUUUCAGUGGCACGGCCUACCUCAGUUCAGCAUAAGGAAGCCGGUCCUUCGCGUUCUCUGUGCACCGUACACACCGCCUGCAACUGCCCUCAGCACAGAGCAGGCGUUGCAUGAGCUGCCCACGCCGGUCCCUGCAAAGGGCAGGUCAGGGGGCGCGUGGAGGCUCAGCCGCGCGCACCCACCGCCGCCGCCUGGAGCGCGGGUCCCCACACGGGUGUCAGACUCUGCUCCUGGGAAGCUGCGGUCAAAAGCUUUGCACCCGGAACCCCGCAGCCCUCCCCAGACCCUGGGCGCGCAGCCCGGCGACGGGUCUUGCUCCUCCGCGCCGCGCUGCCGUCACUUCCAUUCUCUUCCAGAUCGCGCCUGGUUUCUAGAAGCCCUCGGGAGGAUGGCGGCCUCGUCCCCCAGGAGCCCGGAGCCGGUCCCCUCCUGCUGCGGAGGCGCCCUCCUGGCGGCGCUGGUGCUGCUGGCGCUGCCGGCGGCCUGGGGUGAGACGCGGGCGGGCGGGCGGCCCCGGCUGUGCUGCAGCGGGCGGGGCGGGGAUCGCCGCGUCCCGGGGACCCUGCUUGUCUCUGGGUCGGGCCCCCAUCGGCAGGGGCUCCGCCACGCCGCGGCCGCAAAUUCUCUUUGCCCUGAGCCCACAGUACCAGGGGGAUACAGAGAAAAAGGAUCUAGGCCACCAUACAGGCAUGGCAAUUCUGUGACAUUUACGUGUAAAGCCAACUUCACCAUGAAAGGAAACAAAUCUGUCUGGUGCCAAGCAAAUAAGACGUGGGGGCCGACACCCCUGCCCACCUGCGAGAGCGAAAUCACCUGCCCACCACCCCCUGUCAUCUACAAUGGGACACACACAGGAAGUUCCUCAGAAGACGUUCCAUAUGGAACCACGGUCACUUACACAUGUAACCCCGGGCCGGAGAGAGGAGUGGAAUUCAGCCUCAUUGGGAAGAGCACCAUCCAGUGCAUAAGCGAUGAUCGAGAGAGAGGCACCUGGAGUGGCCCUGCUCCUCUCUGUAAACUGUCCCUCCCUCCUAUCCAGUGCUCACAGGCCCAUGUUGCAAAUGGGUACAAGAUAUCUGGCGAGGAAGCCCCGUAUUUCUACAAUGACAGUGUGACAUUCAAGUGUAAUGAUGGAUUUACUUUGAAAGGCAGUAGUCAGAUUCGUUGCAAAGCCAAUAAUACCUGGGAUCCUGAAAUACCACUUUGUGAAAAAGAUUGCAGGUUUCCUCCUAGCAUUGCCCAUGGACAUCAUAGACGGGUUACUUCAUACAUUAUUCCCAAAGAUGAGUUUAUAUACGAAUGUGAUGAAGGAUAUACUCUGGUCGGACAGGCAAAACUCUCGUGCAGUUCUUCAGGCUGGUCACAUCCAGCUCCUCAAUGCAAAGCUCUGUGUGUGAAGCCAGACAUAGUACAUGGAAAACUGUCUGUGGAUAAGAGACAAUAUGUUGAAUCUGAACAGAUCACCAUCCAUUGUGAUUCUGGCUAUGGUGUGCUUGGUCCCCAAAUUAUCACUUGCUCAGAGAACAGAACCUGGUACCCAGAGGUGCCCACGUGUGAGUGGGAGGUUCCUGAAGGCUGUGAGCACGUGCUUGCAGGCAGAAACCUCAUGCAGUGUCUCCCACGCCCAGAGGAUGUGAAAAUGGCACUGGAGUUGUACAAGCUGUCUCUGGAGAUUGAACUACUGGAACUACAGAGAGACAAGGAGAGACUGUCCACUCUGGAGUUAUCACCAUAA